This is a messenger RNA of Drosophila bipectinata, 846 nucleotides long. RefSeq lists its product as uncharacterized. Lineage: Eukaryota; Metazoa; Arthropoda; Insecta; Diptera; Drosophilidae. The record is from RefSeq and is a predicted model, not a curated record.
UCGAUGUCAGUGUGUUCGUUCGAUCCUAUCCAAUCAGUCACAGGCAAAAUUUUAAAACGUGCAACUCUGUCGGCACUCGCUCACUUCAAUUCCCCAAAAUUAAACGGCCCCUUGUUACCAUUUCCGUUUCCGUUUUACGCCAACCGCUGUUCCACAUUCGCUCACCACUUCCGCUGUCUUUCGGUUAAGCGAUUUCCCUUCCUGAUUUCCGGUUCUGUGCUUCUCCGGUGCUCGGUGCUUCAGCUUCAGGAUGUGUAUGCCCUAUUUGAGCAAAGUCUUUGGCGGAAACCAUCGGCAUCACCGUCGUGCCCAGGAUGGCGGCAUAACCCCACGUCCCAGCCUGGCCAACAUGAACCAAGUAUCGGUGGACACGAUGCGCACGGCCAAGUCGGCUGUCAGCCGGAAGAGCGCCCGGGCAGCGUUGCGGGAGGCGGAAAAUAACCGGACGGUCACCAUGGAGGCGCAGGCUGGCGGCACCACACCGUCCACAGCCAGGAAUGUUGCGGCGACAGCGGUGGCGGCUACGGCGGCGGCAGGAGCAUCAGCCGGAGGCGCAGAAGCAGCCUCCUCAUCGGCCGGCGGAAGGUCCGGAACUCGUACAUCCUGGUGGGAAUACCUCGGCAUAAAUAGGAACAAGAAGGCCAGCAAGGAGUCGCUCUAGGAGAUCCUUCAAGGAUUCUCGAUCACCUCCAUUCGAUCUCUCACUCUCUCGAUCGAUUAUUAUUGGAGGUUAUACUAGCAUAUGGUGCUCUGAAGGAUGCCCCCAGGAUAAAAGGACCCUUCAAUUUGGGUUGAUUUAGCGCAGAAAUUGCAUUCCAAAAUAUAAGCACAUUAUUUAGCACAUCA